CAUGGGUUACCCUCCGAUCAGUGUUUAACGGACUGUAAGAUGAAAUAACCAGUAUUACAAACUCCGGUCCACUCUGUUACUGACCGUUAGCUUCCGGUUACGCUUACCAGCCGAUAUCGGCUGGUUAAAAAAUGUGAUGUACCGUUAAAGCAUCUGAUUGGUUAUUAAAUUGUUAUGUUUUUGUGAUUAUUUUGUUAUCAUUAUCAUUAUUAAUUAUUCCUCAAUACAACAAUCUAAAUUUUAUUGCGAACAAUAUUAUUAUUUAAUUUUGUUUUCGGUUUUCGAUUUCCCGACUAUAUUUAUAUUUAUUUAUAUUUAUAUUUUAUUAUAAAAUAGUAUAUGUUGUACUAUUACUAUUUUUACUAUGGACGCACAAGACUAUAUGGAUGUUGACGACUAUUCAGACACCGACGAAAGUGACGAAGCAAUCGAUGAUUUUGAUCAUUUGGCGGAAAUUGUGGCUUUCCCUAGGCGUGCUAAAAUUAUUCGCAAACGACCGGAUCAUUUUAAAGUAUGGAGAGAUGAUGAGUUUUUGAAUAGGUUUCGUUUGAACAAAGAUACCGUCAAGUUUCUCCUACGUAUAAUAAAACCAAAAAUUGUAUCACAAACCAGUAGAAAUAAUGCAGUAACACCUAGUCAAAAACUGUUGAUGACGUUGAGGUAUUAUGCAACUGGUUCUUUCAUAGCAACUUGUGCAGAUUUUGCUGGAAUUCAUAAAACUACUGGUGGUAAAAUUAUAAUCGAAGUGUCAAAGGCCAUAGCAACACUUAGACCGGAUUUCAUUCAUUUUCCAACAACUGAUGAUGAAAUACGUAAAGUUAAGCAGGAUUUCUUCAAUAUUGCGAAAUUCCCAUCGUGUAUUGGAGCGAUUGAUUGUACUCAUAUAAAAAUUAGAUCACCAGGUGGUAAUGAUGCAGAAAUUUUUCGGAACAGGAAACAAUUUUUUUCUAUGAACGUACAAACUAUUUGCGAUUCAAAAUUGAUAAUACAAAACAUAGUUGCUAGGUGGCCAGGUAGUAGUCAUGAUGCGAACAUAUUUCGGAACUCUGCUAUUAAACAACGUUUUGAUAAUAGAGAGUUCAAAGAUUGUGUUUUAGUGGCUGACAGUGGAUACCCAAUGCAGUCUUAUAUGAUUACACCUAUGUUAAACCCAAUUACUAACGUUGAAAAUACUUUUAAUGAGUCACAGAUCCGUACUCGAAAUCCAAUAGAAAGAUCAUAUGGUGUCUGGAAGAGACGAUUUCCAAUAUUGAGUUUAGGAAUAAAUGUAAGAAACUUGGAUACAGUACAAGCCAUUAUAGUGGCUACAGCAGUACUGCACAACAUUGCUCGUCAGUUUGGAGAUGAUGAGCCUAGAGUUACUGAAGAACAAGAAAAUGAAAUUGCAUUAACGUUACUUGAACAACCUCAUGAUAUCAACGAUCAAGGAAGAAAUCAAUCAAUACAUAGAAACCGCUUUUUAAAUUAUUUUAAUACUUUAUUGUGACCAGAUUGAACAAAAUAAAAAUAAAAUUGUAAAACAUAAAAUCAAAAGCAAUGCUAGUUUUCUCCUUAUAUAUUUAUCUACUUGUACAUUUUAAAUUAGAAAUAAAGGAAAUUAUUAUUUAA
Molecule: messenger RNA, 1608 nt
Organism: Myzus persicae (green peach aphid)
Lineage: Eukaryota; Metazoa; Arthropoda; Insecta; Hemiptera; Aphididae
Product: putative nuclease HARBI1
Exons: 2
Coding region: 365-1486 (373 amino acids)
Source: RefSeq, a predicted model, not a curated record